Molecule: messenger RNA, 2569 nt
Organism: Lactuca saligna
Lineage: Eukaryota; Viridiplantae; Streptophyta; Magnoliopsida; Asterales; Asteraceae
Source: the annotation of a GenBank genome assembly
AUCACUUCAAAAAAACAUACACAACAUAAAUUAACUAAAAAAAAACAUAUCCUUAUUUUAAUGCAAUUUUGCGGACCAUAAAAAAAUAACACCAAUGCCACGACACUGACAUGGCGCGAGAACAAAUACCAAUUCUCAUGAUCCAAACAAACCAUAGAAAGUUAGAAACUAUCAUUCAUCGAAACUCUCCAUUCUCUCGAUUUUCACCCUUUCGUCUCUUCGCCAUUUUGUCAAGCACUUCAUCUGCAACAACUUUCUCCAGUUCAAUUUCACCACUCUCGCUAGAUGCCGCCGCCAACUUAUUUCCCUCUCCGGUGGGAGAGCACCGGAGACCAGUGGUGGUACGCUUCCCCAAUCGAUUGGGCCGCCGCAAACGGCCACUACGACUUAUCGUCUGGGACGACGAAGAACAGUUCGACGACGUUGCCAAAAACCGUUCUUUUGUCGCCCAAAAACUCUUACACGAAGGCGACGCCAAAAGGGGGAAAAACUCACUCAUUGGGUCUGGUUACGGAGGGUGGCUCCUGUACACCGCCGCCUCCGCCGGCGAUUUCCCGUUUGUUCAAGAAUUAUUGCAUAAAGAUCCGCUUUUGGUGUUUGGAGAAGGGGAGUAUGGGGUGACUGAUGUGUUAUAUGCUGCUGCGAGAGGUAAGAAUGCCGAGGUUUUUAGGCUGAUUUAUGAUUUUGCGAUGUCUCCGAGGUUUAUGGCCAUGGGUGGUGGUAAUGGUGGGAAUUUGGAGGGAAAUCUUGGGGGAAUUCCGGCGGCUUACAAGGAGGAGAUGAAGAAUCGAGCUGUUCAUGCGGUGGCUAGAGGUGGUAAUUUGAAUAUUUUAAUGGAGCUUCUUGGUGAUAGUGAUGAUAAUCAGGUUUUGAGUUAUAGAGAUAUUCAAGGGUCGACUAUCUUGCAUACAGCAGCUGGAAGAGGACAAGUUGAGGUGGUGAAAUAUAUUGUCUCUACAUAUGAAAUGAUAAACUCCAGAGACAAACAAGGCAAUACACCUCUCCACAUAGCCGCAUCCCGUGGUCAAAUAUCAGUAGUUGACUUUUUAGUCAAAUCCUCUCCAUCUUCCAUACAUUCAAAAAACAAUUCCGGCGAGACAUUCCUCCACGCGGCGGUGACCGGAUUCCAAACUCCAACAUUCCGGCGACUCGACCGCCAGAUCGUUCUCAUGAAACAAUUAGUCUCCUCAAAAGCCUUCAACAUUGAAGAAAUCAUAAAUAAUACAGACAACGAAGGAAGAACCGCGCUUCAUUUAGCAAUCCAUGGCAACAUCGAUGUCAAUCUGGUGGAAUUGCUCAUGACGGUUGGAAUGAUUAAUGUCAAUAAACGCGACAAUCACGGAUUGACACCUCUCGAUCUUUUGAAACAACGGCCCGUGUCUCCGUCAUCGGAAUCGCUAAAACGACACCUCAUUUCCGCGGGAGCAAUUCUCGGGAAUCAUGAUUACACCGCUAGGAAGAUUCUCGCUUCCCAUUUGAGAAAAGGAAGCGCCGGUGGAAGCCCUGGAACGGCGUUCACCGUUUCCGAUUCCGAAAUCUUCUUGCUUUCUGGUACCGAGAGUGUGGCCACACGCCCGGUGUUGACCGAACCGAGUUCGGAAUCGAAGAUUCCGAACGUUGUCAACGUUCCAAGCAAGAAGAAACACAAAGGGAUAAAGCGAUUCCUUCGGUGGACGAAACCGAGAAAAACCGAAGAGAAACCGGAAUUGGAAUUACCGAUUCCACUCCGGCAACGGUACUCUAAACCGGCGUCGGUGUCAGUGUCGGUGUUGCCACCGAACAACAAGCGGACGCUAGCGGCGCGGAGUAAUCUUCCGAGUCCGACCGCGAAGAAGAAGCUUGCUUCGGGAUUGGUGAAUGGAGUUAUGCAAGCGAUGCCGAAUGUGAACCGGAGAUCGCGGUCUAAUUCCUUCUCGAGGUCGUCGGCUUCUUCUCAUGCUUCACACACCGGAAUCGGAUUCGGAAGCGGAAGCGGAAUUGAGUUUCCGGGCGGGUCUAGCUCGAUGUAUGAUGAUGGGUUUGUGGGUAAAGAACAUGGGGUUGUGAAUAGGAGGUCGUCAGUGAAUCAAUACUUUUGUUUUGGUGCACCAAAGUUACCGAUGGAAACGGGUGGUUCGGAACAAGAGAGGGAGGAUGAGAUUUAUGAUCGUUAUGUUUUAUCUACUGCUUAAGAGAAUUACGAGGUUAAAUAAAAAAUGUAAAAGUGUUUAACAUUAUAUGGUUGUUUUUUAGUGGUAAAUUAUGUAUGUUUAGCUUCGAAUAUGUCGAACUUUGUUUAAAGUUCAAAUGCCAUAUUAUUUAUAAGGAAUUUGGGCCUCGUUUGGGGUUAAUGGGCUUUGGCAUUUGGUUUUUAGACAAAGUGAGGGUUUUGGGUUGGGUUGUAUAGGGAAUAGACUAUAGACCUGCCUGGGCCCAAAGAGUUUAGGCCACUUGGCAAGCAUUUUUCUCUACAAAACACAUUAUAAGCCCAUGUUAGAAUGUUCAUAUGCACAAAUAUUGCUAAAUAUCAGACAUCAGGUAGUUACCUAGCAAUCAAUUUAGCUACAUUAAACAAGAAGCUCUAACCUGG